Messenger RNA from Zea mays, 1683 nucleotides. RefSeq names its product putative RING zinc finger domain superfamily protein. The transcript has 7 exons. Lineage: Eukaryota; Viridiplantae; Streptophyta; Magnoliopsida; Poales; Poaceae. Bases 166 to 1287 code for a protein of 373 amino acids. The record is from RefSeq and is a predicted model, not a curated record.
CGCCGGCAAGGUAGAAGUCGUCCACAAGUUCCAAACUUCCAAUUGGACUUGUCUUCUGUUGUGCUUGUGCUCUGUCUGUCUAGACCUGGCGAUGAUUUCCAGCAAUGCCCCUCGUAUUCUGACUAGGUGAACCCUCUGUGACCGACAUGAAGGGCCCACCGUUAUAUGAAAACGCUGCAACACGCCAUGUACGGCAUGGGCAUGACCGUUGUGGCGUGGCGGUGUGCCGUUGUCUACCUCGUCUCGUCUCUUUUCUCAACCGGACUCCUGUUUUAUUUCGGAUCGCGACGCCACAAUCCCACCGGCCACAGCACAGACCAGGCCGCCGCCGCCGCCGCCGCUCUGCCUUGUUCGCAGCUCUGUUGGCCGCUCGCUUUCGCAACAUUAUUAUACCCACCUAAUCGACCGACGCAAUCGAAACCGCCUCCCAUCUCAUCCGUCUCUCUCGAAUCCCACCGUGCGCUCACUGCGAUGGACGGCUCAUCCAAGCGGAUCGGCGGUGGCGGCGACGACAUGCCCAGCCCCGACCACGACCAGAACGCCAGCCCCAACGUCCCGCCGUCCGCCGCUGGUGACGGCGGCGCAUCAGCCACUGCGGCGGCAGCGCCCGCCGCCGGGAGGCGGCCGUUCACCAGCCUCAGCCAGGAGGAGGCCGACCUCGCCCUUGCCCGCGUCCUCCAGGAGCAGGAGCGGGCGUACAUGAUGCUGACCGGCGGCGAGUACGCGAUCUCGGACGCCGAGAGCUACGACUACGACGAGGAAGACGGCGAUGGGAGCGACUACGAGGAGGAAGGCGAGGCGCUCGACGAGGACGAGCAGGUUGGGGACGCGGAAGCGGAGGGGGCUGAGGGGGACCUGGACCUGGACCCUUCUCAGUACGAGGACGACGGGGAGGGCGACGUCUCCGACAGGCUCAUGGCGCUCGUCGGGAUCGGUGAUUGGCGAGCAAUGGAGCAGGAUGAUGCUGGGGACGAGGAGGACGACGAAGAUGCUGAGGUUCAUACACAGGGUGCAUGGGAAGAUGUUGACCCAGACGAAUACUCUUACGAGGAGCUAAUUGCGCUGGGUGAAGUUGUCGGUACGGAAAGCAAAGGCCUUGCUGCUGACACUAUUGCCUCAUUACCUUGGGUGACUUACCAGGCACAAGACAAGCAAGAUGGCAACAUGGAACAGUGUGUUAUUUGUCGUGUGGAGUUUGACGAGGGCGAGUCAUUAGUUGCACUCCCUUGCAAACAUCCAUACCAUUCUGAGUGCAUAAACCAGUGGCUGCAGCUAAACAAGGCAUGACUUACUCAAACGGAAGAAGAUAGCGGUGGCUUGGUAUUUAUCUGCCAUUGAUGGAAUGAAAGAAGCGCCAACUGUUAAAUUGUUCAGGGAAGCAAGGGAAUUGGCUGGGUUCUGAUUCCCUGUUUUCUUCAGUUCGACAGGCUUAGUCCCCCCCGGCCUGUACGCAUGCUAAUUUGUAUGGCCAUACCGCUGGUUAUUUAUGCAUUCCAUCAGACGCCGAUGAUUCAUUGCUUGUAGAUGUAAAUCAACAAUCAUACCACCAUAGUCAAUAGCAGUUGUUUUAAUGCCAAUAGCAACGUUCAUGUUUAAAAUGGUAGCAUUUUUGUUCCUUGUUUUCUAGACCGGACAUUUUAUGUUCCUGAAGAUGGUGAUUGUGUUACAAACGAGUUGAGUUGA